Molecule: messenger RNA, 1985 nt
Organism: Melitaea cinxia (Glanville fritillary)
Lineage: Eukaryota; Metazoa; Arthropoda; Insecta; Lepidoptera; Nymphalidae
Product: lysosome membrane protein 2-like
Exons: 11
Coding region: 1-1575 (524 amino acids)
Cellular component (GO): membrane; cytoplasm
Molecular function (GO): scavenger receptor activity
Source: RefSeq, a predicted model, not a curated record
AUGAAAAAUGACAGUAGUGAAAACUCGAAACAAAAGAAAAGACGAUUUCGUAUAUUGUUUGCAGUUGGAUUAAUUUUACUCAUUCUACCUAUAGUGUCAGUAUUAGUGGACCCUCAGUUCCACAUCAUGAUAUAUAUGACAAGAGUAGCAAAAGGGUCUAAAAUCUACAAUAUCCUAGCCAGAGAGAAUCCGGGUACGCUGGUCCGUGUGUAUGUGUUUAAUAUUACUAACAGCGAAGCUUUCAUGUCCGGCGAGGACCAAAAGUUACGAGUUGAAGAAGUUGGUCCCUUCACUUACCAAGAAUAUCGUCGAAGUGGUGACUUUCAAGUUGACGAAGAGGCUGGCGUGAUGAGAUACAAGCCGCUUAUCAGAACUAAGUUCCUUCGGGAACAGUCCAUUGGUGACCCUGCGAAGAUCAACGUAACCGUAUCGAACGCUGCAAUGUUGACGAUGGCUUCACUGCUCAAGCCCUAUUCGUUUUUGAUCAAAGUAGCAUUCAACGCGCUAGUUAAUCGGUUGCAGUCCAAGUCAAUUGUGGAAACUAGCGUCUACCAGUACCUCUGGGGUUUUGAAGAGCCCUUGUUAUCCUUAUCCAAUACCCUGAUGCCUGGUUGGAUCACUUUUACGAAAAUGGGGAUUUUGGAUCGUCUAUAUGACCAAACAAACACACCUCUGUUGGAGGUUAGUGUUGGGACUGCGGACAAGUUCCAAGUAAAGAAAAUCGAUGGCUGUCCCGGUUUACAGAUGAGAGGAUACCAAAAUCCAAGCAACCGAACUCAUUGCAACACAUUAGUAGACACGUAUGAAGGUUUUGGUUACCCUCCAGGAUUGACACCUGAUAGGCCGCUAAGACUUUACCGAAGUACAUUCUGCAGACUUCUAGACCUUGAUUACGUUGGCAGGAAGAAAACGGAAAUCAGUCCUGAAGCUUUCGUCUACGAAAUUAGUAAUAAGAGCUACUCUAUAGGCCCUAGCAAUAAAUGUCUCUGUGAACAAGAAGACGAAUGCAUUGAUGGUGUUACUGAUUUGUCUCCUUGUUUACUUGGUUUCACUAUUGCUCUUUCAAAUGGACACUUUUUAUAUGCUGAUCCUAAAGUGUACGAACGCGUUGAAGGAAUACGGCCCAAUAAAGAAAAACACGGCAGUGAAUUUAUCGUAGACCCUAGAACAGGAGUUGCCCUUAGCGGCCGGUUUACUGUGCAAGCAAACGUGAUCGUUAAAGACGCCGAACACUACAACAAAGUCAAGCCAUUUGCAGACAUGGUCGUGCCUCUGGUGUACUUCGAAAUUGUACAACCCCCAUUGCCUGAAGAUAGUGUAAUCAGUAUUGAAUUAGCGAACAAAGUUUUCCCCUAUGUAUUUCGUGGUCUUGAAAUAACUAUGUUUAUAAUUGGCAUGUUAAUAUUGUUAUUUGCUUUGUAUAAAACUUUUCCGCGUACUCUUAAUAUUUGUUUACACAAGAAGAACGAUGAUGAUGUCAGUGUUGUUCAAGUAGAAACAAAGUUUGUGAUGGAGAAAGUCAAAGACACUGAAAACAAGAAAAAUCACCUAGAUAUUAAAAGUCCAGAUAGUUAAAUAAAUAAAUUAACUAAUACUAUAAAAAAAGUGUAAAUAGACGAAGAGACGAGAAAUAAAUACUAAUAAUGCUGUUAAGAGACUAAUCCCAUUAUAGGGGUAACGAAGACAAUUAAAAGUAAGAACAUAUUAAGAACAUAUAAUCGAAAAUUAUAAAUAAGAUAUUUCAAAUUAAAUAUUUUUUUCUUCGGAUGAUACUGAUAUAGCUAUUGGAAGUAAGGGAGAUGCCAUCAUCGGCAUUGGUGGUAGUGGUGGUGGAAACAUUGGCCCUGGUGGCGGAAGUAUCGCCGGGGCAUACAUCGGCAUUUCGAAUUGAAGAUUAACUGUUUUCAGUAUUUUGAAAAAGAAUACGAAAAAAACCCAUACACUGUUAACGUUCUGUAACAAAUAAAAAGCUAUUUACUUUACAA